Messenger RNA from Asterias rubens (European starfish), 3934 nucleotides. RefSeq names its product fibropellin-1-like. The record is from RefSeq and is a predicted model, not a curated record. Bases 40 to 3666 code for a protein of 1208 amino acids. Gene Ontology annotation, biological process: heterophilic cell-cell adhesion; establishment or maintenance of epithelial cell apical/basal polarity. Gene Ontology annotation, cellular component: protein-containing complex; plasma membrane. Gene Ontology annotation, molecular function: calcium ion binding. NCBI's taxonomy places the organism in Eukaryota, Metazoa, Echinodermata, Asteroidea, Forcipulatida, Asteriidae. The transcript is spliced from 29 exons.
CUUAAAUUAAGGCUGCUAUUUUGUGCCCAAUUAUUCCUAAUGUCCAUUUUUCUUGUAGAAUACUAUGAUGUCUGUACCAGUAACCCAUGUCUUAAUGAUGGCCACUGCUCUCUGAUUGAGUACACUAAUCCCCCAUCAUGGCGUUGUGGUUGCAGAGAAGGUUUCACUGGUUCAUCCUGUGAAACAGCAACAAUCGCACAAUCAUAUUGUGCCCGUACUUCUUGCUUAAAUGGAGGAACAUGUUACCAUGAUGACACUACACUUGAAGGAGUUUACUGCCUUUGCACUGAACAAUAUCAUGGAACCUUCUGUGAGAAUGCGCACCCGUGUAACAACAUCGUCUGUCAAAAUGGUGGUGUAUGUGAUGCUGACCAUGGUGACCCAGUCUGCCUCUGCCCUACAGGGUACUGGGGAACAAACUGUGAAGCCAAUACUCCUAAUGACAUUUGCAGUUUCUUUAAUCCCUGUGUGAAUGGUGGAUCAUGCUACACUUACUUAGAUGAUGUGUACUGCAUUUGCCCAGAAGACUUUAUGGGUGACAGCUGCGAGACUUACCAACCCAAUGGGCAACCAUGCGGUUCUAAUAAUCCCUGUCAAAAUGGAGCUACGUGUGUAAUCGUCUCAAGUGAUGGGGGUGUUGACAACUUGCAUUGUCAAUGUACUUACGGAUGGACUGGACUCAACUGCAGUAUUUCCUCUACUCCCUGUGGUAUAUACACCUGUUUAAAUGGUGGGAUAUGCCGUCAAUCAUACUAUGGAGAAACCACCUGUGAUUGUGUUCCAGGAUGGACUGGUCUGGAUUGUUCACAACCUGAUGGUGACACCAGUGCUUGUGACACAAUGGACUGUAACAAUGGCCACUGUCAAGAAUUGCUUGGAUAUGCUUUUUGUAUAUGUGCCCCUGGAUGGCAAGGACUGAACUGUGAAAGAGACUAUUUGGAUCCAUGUUUAUCGUCUCCAUGCAGAAACUAUGGGUCAUGUGAUAGUGGCAGUGGUUUGUACGUCUGUUACUGUCUCUCUGGCUACUAUGGUAAUGACUGUUCCCGAGAAACGGCCUCAUCGUGUGCGAGUUACAUCUGCCAAAAUGGUGGCAACUGUACAGAGCUACUGGAUGAAGCGUACUGUAUCUGUCCUGCUGGAUGGUUUGGACUCAACUGUGAGACUGCGGAUCCUCACGAUCCCUGCUUACUGGAUAAUCCAUGUCAGAAUGGAGGGUUAUGUCAAUCAGCAUUUGGUUUAGUCUUUUGUUCCUGUUGGGGUAACUUUUUUGGUGAGCACUGUGAAAAUGAAAUUCCACCAUAUCAUGUGUGCGAAAAAUGGUAUACCAACCCUUGCGAAAAUGGGGCAACUUGUGAUCGGCUUGAUGAUGGUGGUUACUUAUGCAUUUGCAGCCCAGAUUGGUUUGGCAUUAACUGUACACAAACCCUUUCCCCCUGUGGAUCAGCACCAUGUUUAAACGGUGGUCAAUGCUUCUGGAGACACACCGAUGUCUACGAGUGUCAAUGCCCAUAUGGUUAUUUUGGAGAUCUGUGUGAAAAUACAAUCGACGCUUGUGACAGUGAACCUUGUCAGAAUGGGGGGAUCUGCUUUUCAUCCCUUAAUUCUUCAUUUGUUUGUAUUUGUGUAACUGACUGGAGUGGCUUCACUUGUGAAAGUGCAAGUGGUGAUACAUGUGCUUCAGCGGGUGUUACUUGUUACAACGGAGGUACAUGUGUUUCCUAUUAUGGUUUGUCCUGUGUAUGUGCUGAUGGCUGGUCAGGACCUCAGUGUGAAACAUCGGUUGAGACAGCUUCGUGUGAUUCUUGGCCCUGUUAUAAUGGCGGAACGUGUUUUAUUACCUUUGGUAAAGCCUACUGCGAGUGUUGGUUUCUUGACUACACUGGAGAGCAUUGUGAAACGGAAAUAUCGUACCCGUGUGAUGACAUACAGUGUUUGAAUGGAGGCUAUUGUGAUGACUUUUAUGAGUCCCCAAUUUGCGAUUGUCCUUACAAUUGGACUGGACAGAGAUGUGAAACAGAACUUACUGAUCCAUGUGAUAGUUUUGAUUGCCUCCCCAAUGGAUAUUGUUACUCCUACUAUUCUGAUAGUGCAUAUUGUUACUGUGAUUAUGGAUGGACUGGAACUCACUGUGAAACAGAAGUAAGCAGUCCUUGUGAUGAACUCGAUUGUCAGCAUGGGGGUUAUUGUUUGGGUGAUUACUACUUCUAUGGUAGCUAUGGUGAGGCAUUCUGUACUUGUUUGCCUGGCUUCACUGGUGUCGUAUGCGAAACAGCACUAGAGGACACAUGUGCUUCAAACCCCUGCAUGAAUGGCGGUUCUUGCUAUGACUAUGGGUUCGGGUAUCCUCUCUGCAUUUGCGAUUCAGACUGGUCUGGGCUGUUUUGUGAAGAUCAAAAUGAAUGUGGUUCAUCCCCAUGUCUUAAUGGCGGGUAUUGUUACCCAGAUUAUAGCGGGGCGGCUGAAUGUGUUUGUCAACCAGCUUUUGUUGGACUCAGAUGCGAAACAACCAUUGAAUGCUCUGGUGUUACAUGUUUGAAUGGUGGAACAUGCUUAUCUGAUGGAAGUGGUGGGGCAAGAUGUAUCUGCCGAAGUGACUUCAUUGGUAUAAACUGUGAGACAUCGAAUCUCUGUCAGUCAAAUCCAUGUCUUAAUGGAGGUGUAUGUCAAUCUGACCAGGCGUCAUUCAGAUGCAGUUGCUUGGCCAAUUAUUUUGGCCCAACAUGUGAAACACUGACUGGCUGUAUGUCAAACCCGUGUCUCAAUAGGGGGCGAUGUUCCCCAAAUAGUAUUACUGGAGCUGCUGAAUGUACGUGCCUAUCAGAUUUUGUCGGCGUCAGAUGUGAAACUCACAUUGAUUGCUCUGGUGUAACGUGUCUGAAUGGUGGAACAUGCCAAGCCUUUGGAGGUGGCAGGACAACAUGUACCUGCCCCAAGGAAUUCACUGGUAGAAACUGUGAAACAGCGAACCUCUGUCUGACGAACCCAUGUCUUAAUGGAGGUGCAUGUCAGCUUGAGUCUGCAGUAGUUAAAUGCACCUGCCUGCCCAAUUAUAUUGGCCAAACAUGUGAAACACAUGUCAGUUGUGCUGAUGUAGCUUGCCUAAACGGUGGUACCUGUUAUCCAGUAGGGGGUGGCAAAACAAAAUGCAACUGCAGAACAGGUUUCACUGGUGAUAACUGCAAGGAAGGAAGUGAUGUCGAUGGACCUGGUACAAGAGGUGCUCAAUCCACAGGACUGGUUGUUGGAUUACCACUUGGACUUAUUCUUCUCGUUGUAAUUAUUCUGAUCGUGGUUGUCAUCAUGUUCAAGGUCAUGCAAAAACGAAGACCACGAACCCAACCUGGGCCGCAAGACGGUGGUGUGCCCACUCCUGAUCACAUCUACAACUCUCGCUUCUCCAAUGCUGGUCUAGCGUACAACGCUAAUAACGGCACUGUUCAAGGAGUGCCAACUGGGGGUGCAGAGGGGGGCUCUGUCAAAACUGACAACCCCUAUGCCGUUCCCAAUGAUGUGGCAUUCAGCCAGCUGCAAAGCAAGGAAGACAAAGGCGGGUAUGACAACCCAUCUUACAUGGGUGCAAACCAACCACCUGCUUACUCCACUCGCCCACUUUCUACAUCAUCUGAUGUGUUUCCGCAGCCAGAUACUAAAUCACUCCUGAAGUGAAUUCUGUUCAUUAAAUGAUUGCAGAGUUUGAAGUUAUGCAACUGAAGAUGAAGAUAUUGAUGUGAUUAUUUGAGAUGAUAAUUCGUUAUUUCGGUAUAACAGUUUCGAAUAGCUUUUGCUUUUAAAUUAGUUUAAUUUUGAGUUCUUAUCAGCUAUACCUAUAGUUCUUAAAAGAUGCUGUUUUAAAAUUCUGCAUUAUUUAAAUGUUAUGGGUUUUACUCGUCCGAAAGAUUUUAAAGCCAUUGGACCCUUUCGGUACAGAAAAAAA